Oreochromis niloticus (Nile tilapia) is the source of this 1629-nucleotide messenger RNA. RefSeq names its product protein NLRC3-like. The record is from RefSeq and is a predicted model, not a curated record. The transcript has 3 exons. Lineage: Eukaryota; Metazoa; Chordata; Actinopteri; Cichliformes; Cichlidae. The coding region runs from base 1 to 1515 and encodes 504 amino acids.
AUGGACGACCUCCAUGACCUUUUGUUCAUCUUUGACGGCCUGGAUGAAAGCAGACUUUCAUUGGAUUUCACCAACUGGAAGCUGCUGUCUGAUGUCACACAGAAGUCAUCAGUCAGCCAGCUGCUGACAAACCUCAUCCAGGGGAAUCUGCUUCCCUCGGCUCUCGUCUGGAUAACUUCCCGACCUGCAGCGGCCAAUCAGAUCCCUCCUACAUGUGUUGACAGGCUAACAGAAGUACGAGGCUUCACUGACGCCCAGAAGGAGGAGUACUUCAGGAGGAGAUUCAGUGAUGAAGAGCUGUCCAGCAGAAUCAUCUCCCACAUGAAGACAUCCAGGAGCCUCCACAUCAUGUGUAGUAUCCCAGUCUUCUGCUGGAUCACUGCUACAGUUCUGGAGCACAUGUUGACUACAGAGCAGAGAGGAGAGCUGCCCAAGACCCUGACUGACAUGUACUCACACUUCCUGCUGGUUCAGACAAAGAGGAAGAAGAACAAGUACCAUGAGGGACAUGAGACGAGUCCACAGGAGCUGACGGAGGCUGACAGGGAAGUUCUUCUGAAGCUGGGGAGGCUGGCGUUUGAACAUCUGGAGAAAGGAAACAUCAUGUUCUACCAAGAAGACCUGGAGCAGUGUGGUCUGGAUGUGACAGAGGCCUCGGUGUACUCAGGAGUUUGUACAGAGAUCUUCAAAAGAGAGUGUGUGAUCUUCCAGAAACCAGUCUACUGCUUUGUUCAUCUGAGCAUUCAGGAGUUUCUGGCUGCUGUCUACAUGUUCCACUGUUUCACCAACAGGAAGACAAAGGUGCUGGAAGGCUUCCUGGGGAUAGACUGGUAUGAUGAUGAUGAUGAUGAUGAUGAUGAUGCAGGCAGCUCUUUUCUGGAUGAUUUCCUUGAGAUAGUCAUGCAGCAAUCCCUCCAGAGUAAAAAUGGCCACCUGGACCUGUUUGUUUGCUUCCUUCAUGGCCUCUGUCUGGAGUCCAACCAGAGACUCUUAGGAGGUCUGCUGGGUCAGACAGAGAUCAGUCCAGAAACCAUCCAGAGAGUCAUCAACAACCUGAAGAAGAUGAACAGUGAUGAAAUCUCUCCUGACAGAAGCAUCAACAUCUUCCACUGUCUGAUGGAGAUGAACCACCUCUCAUUAUUUCAGGAGAUCCAAAAGUUCCUGAUUUCAAAGAACAGAUCAGAGAAGAAACUCUCUGAGAUCCAGUGCUCAGCUCUGGCCUUCAUGCUGCAGAUGUCAGAGGAGGUUCUGGAUGAGUUGGACCUGCAGGAGUACAACACAUCAGAGCAGGGACGACAGAGACUGAUUCCAGCUGUGAGGAACUGCAGAAAGGCUCGACUAACAUAUUGUGGACUCUCAGAGACUCACUGUGAAGUUGUGGCCUCAGCUAUGAAGUCCAACCCCUCCCAUCUGACAGAGCUGGACAUGAGUUGGAACAAGCUGCAGGAUUCAGCAGUGAAGCUUCUGUGUGCUGGACUGGAGAGUCCAAACUGUCGACUGGAGACUCUGAGGUGAGUUCACUGACUGCAGCUGUUGUUGUUUUUCUAUAUUUCAGAUCCUUGACUGAUUUUUGAAAAUUUCUUUAGUUCCUAAAUGUUCAGGAUGUGUCUGAAGACAAAUGUGAAGAAG